Molecule: messenger RNA, 666 nt
Organism: Suillus discolor
Lineage: Eukaryota; Fungi; Basidiomycota; Agaricomycetes; Boletales; Suillaceae
Exons: 6
Coding region: 1-666 (221 amino acids)
Source: RefSeq, a predicted model, not a curated record
AUGGGCCGUCCUCGAUUGUAUAAGACUCAAGAGGAGCGUAGUGAAGCUGCACGCAGGUAUAGGAAGAAAUACUAUGAGAGGAGUAAGGAACGGAUUGCCGCUGCUAAGCAGAGUUUACGCAAGAAAGGCAGCACAGUGGUGGAGCCUGAAAUUGAUAUUGAAAAUGUCGAGUCCGAUGUUGAGUCUGAGCCCGUUCAGCUGACCAAUGCUGCAACUGUAAUUGAUAUUGACGAUGUCGAGUACAAGCUUAUGAAGUGCGCUCAACUGGACAAACUCUGCUAUCAAUUAGCGAAUAACUUUCUACACGAUCAACAAGCAGUUUUGGAUGCCCUAUCGGAACGGCUUGAGACAUUGGUGCAUGUUGAAGAGUACCUGCGGUCUGCAACUUCAGUUCAUCAUGAUCACAUCGAAGGUUUCCUGUGCCGCUGUAAACUCGUUGUCGCAGCUACUGAGGAACUAUGGUGCUAUGCAGCUACUUUGGCCACCGGAGCGAGCCCUGUUCCCUGGCCUGCGCAAAAAUUCACCAUGGUCAGCGGAGCAAGCAGUUGCAGUAAUGAGGUCUGUGUGGAGGAUCAAGGAGUGGAUCCAUCGAUACUAUGGGUGGCCUGGAUCAUGAUGCAACAUGCACAUGUAGAUCCCUUGAGCUUUGGGAUUAGCUAUAAUUAG